This is a messenger RNA of Mycotypha africana, 2655 nucleotides long. RefSeq names its product kinase-like domain-containing protein. Gene Ontology annotation, cellular component: cytosol; protein kinase CK2 complex; nucleus. The transcript is spliced from 5 exons. Gene Ontology annotation, biological process: protein phosphorylation. The record is from RefSeq and is a predicted model, not a curated record. Gene Ontology annotation, molecular function: ATP binding; protein serine/threonine kinase activity. Lineage: Eukaryota; Fungi; Mucoromycota; Mucoromycetes; Mucorales; Mycotyphaceae. Bases 309 to 2537 code for a protein of 742 amino acids.
GACCCGAUGUUUUUAAGCCAACGAAGAAGAAAAAAGUAUCGCCGUAAUAAACACGGUUUUCCUUCAUUUUGAGGAUUUAGAUCAUUACAGUUAAAAUACUGUAGACCAUUUCUAAAAUGCGGCGGCCGAAACUUUUACCCGAAUAAAAAGGUCAAUUUUAAAGCCUUGAAGCUUACCUAAUUUUCUUCUUACCACUCAUUCUCACCUUCAAGUCCUGGCAUUUCCUGAUUGAUCAUUAACUAUACCUAUUGCUCAAAAAAAAAGCAACUGAUCAAAAGAAUCCUUGUACCAGCAGUUUUCUCAGUUAAAUGUCCCGCCUAAGAAAAGAUAAAUCACUGCUUGAAGCGUACGAUGAACAAACUUUCAACGCUCAAUUAUACCCAGGGCUAACGCGUUCGGACGAUGUUAAGCAUUAUUGUUUUCCAAUAUACAAGCAUCGCGUCCGUAAUACCUUUAUAUCAGCGCCAAAGCAAAUACAGCGAACGAUCACCGAUGAUCUUAAGCAGUUGGACCAAUCGAUCAAGACUGAACAUGCUGAGACAAAAUUCUCAGGGGAGCAAAAAUUUACAGCUACAGUAACGAAAGCAGAUAUUCAAACCACCGUUAUAACUGGCGUAAAAAGGAAGACAAGUAUGAUGUCAACUCAGGCGGACGACAAGCAUCAAGAAGAAUUAGACUUCCCUGCAAAUAAGAAAAACAAAAACAAUCCGAUGUCAGCAAACAAUAGCACAACGGAUUAUACUGUGAAAGAGGAACAAGAAAAAGUAGUUCAAAAGAAUAUUAAAAAUGGAAAACCAACAGCAAACACAAACAAGCGUAUAACGAGACAACAAGCCAAACUGGCUAAACCUACAUUGACUCAAUUAGAGCAACCGGAUAUUCCGGCUUCACUCACCGUAGAAAGCAAGGAUGAAGGUAGAGGCAAGAAGGAGGGGCAAAAGGAAAAUUCGUACGAUAAAAAAAAUGCCUUCCAAGACCUGCAACUUGAUGAAAUAGCGAAAUCAACAGAAGAAUCUUGGAUACGUGGCAUGUCAGAUAAUAAUAUAAUAACUGAGCAACAACUGUUUGAUGCCAGGAAUGAAGAUCAACAUCAAAAAACAGAAGACAGUCGUACUGCUAUCUGUGAAGCAGUCAUCAAUUUUAAUGAGGAAAAAUAUCGUCAACCACUUAACUUUAUUGAACAAACAACAGCCACACCACCACCUCUUUCGUUUGCGGACAGUGUGGAAUCUGAUAGCAAUAGAUCUGUUCGACAGCUACUACCAAAGUCGACAUCAAUAAAACAAAUGACGAACGACCAACAAAUAUUGCUAAAUAGAGUGCAAAGGCAAUCCACAGUGGAUGAAGUUUAUGACAAUGCACAUGUUGAAACAAGUAAAGAAGGUGAACAACUUUGGAGGGAAAAGGAAAACCAAGAAAUCGAAAAUUUAUAUUGCACAUGUCCUGGUCUGAAAAACAAUUAUAAAUUGAUUACAAAAGUCGGUUAUGGCACUUUCGGCAGUGUUUUCAAGGCAAUCAAUUUAGUAGGGAAACAAAACAUUGAUGACGACGACAGCAGAGUUGAGGAAUAUGUAGCUGUCAAAGUAAUACUAGAUGUUAGUUCCCCUGCUCGUAUUGCCAAUGAGAUCAACUUCUUACAGAUACUGAGUGAUGCACGGUGCAUUGCGCAUAUUUUAGAUGUCUUCCGCAUAAACAGCUUGGUAUUUGUGGUGCUUCAAUAUAUUGAAUCUGAUGAUUUUAGUACAAUCUAUUACAAAAUGCAAUCCGCUGAUAUCAAGAAGUAUAUUAAACAGUUAUUGAUAGGCUUGGAAAGCGCUCAUAAGCAAGGAAUCAUGCAUCGCGAUUUGAAGCCGGGAAAUUUUCUUUACAAUACAAAGACAAAUACUGGCCAUUUGAUCGAUUUUGGUCUCGCUCGAGAGUCGUACAAACUUGAUGCAAAGAAACGAACCAAGGCCACAGUCCCAAAAUCGGAUGAGGAAGUGUUUGACGAACCGGGAUAUUACGAAAUUGAUGAUCGGUGGGUUUUAUACGUUGAAUUUUAUCGUUGCUCUCUUAGAUUGACCUUUUUGUAUGUAUACAUGUAUAAUAGACCUCAUUUUGAAGCAGAUCGCUCUGGUACAAGAGGGUUCCGUGCACCUGAAUUGCUCAUACGGUACAAAUAUCAGACAACUGCUGUUGAUAUGUGGGCAGUCGGUGUGAUCCUCUUGAUUUUUCUCACAGGGCGUUAUCCUUUCUUUGACCCUGAAGAUGAUGCUGAUGGUCUUGUAGAAAUAGGCGAGCUAUUUGGAAAAAGAAAACUAUCGGAAUUUUGCGAUUAUUACGAACUCUGUCUGCAAACCAACAUACCCACAAUACCUGAUGAACCCAAAGAUUUAGCAGAAUUAUGCAAACAGUUGAAUGAAGAUUGGAAGAAAAUGUGGCAAACUGAAGAAGACUUUCUUUCUGCAGUUAAUUUAGCGGAACAGUGUCUUCGACUGAUACACACAGAAAGAAUUACGGCUUCUGAAGCAUUAAUGCAUCCGUUUUUAUUGUCGUAGCUAUUAUGAUAAGCAUUUGUUUAUAUUCUAAUUUACCAGCUUCUUUUAUUAUACCCAAAUUUGAUACUAUCACUGUACGAAAUAAACUUACCCGAUAUACCUUUGUAUUAUUCUCACU